Pseudozyma flocculosa PF-1 is the source of this 714-nucleotide messenger RNA. RefSeq lists its product as uncharacterized. The transcript has 4 exons. Gene Ontology annotation, biological process: autophagy of mitochondrion. Gene Ontology annotation, cellular component: mitochondrial outer membrane. Bases 1 to 714 code for a protein of 237 amino acids. Lineage: Eukaryota; Fungi; Basidiomycota; Ustilaginomycetes; Ustilaginales; Ustilaginaceae. The record is from RefSeq and is a predicted model, not a curated record.
AUGGCAUCCUUCUCCAUCUUCCGACCCGCCCUGCAUGCCGGCGGUGGCCUGAACCCGCUGGCCUCGUCUGCGUCGCGCAUGGGCCUCGGCAUCAGGCCGGCCCAGCUGCGCACCUACUACGGCAAGCGCGUCCUCCCCAAGGCCUUCCAGAAGCCCGCCCCGCAGGCCGUCGCCAGGACCCGCGUGGCGCCCGCGUCCCAGUCCCGCCUCGGCCUCGUCGUCGGCGGAUCCAUCGUCGCCGCCGUCGGCCUCUCGUCGUUUGCCGGUCAGAAGGUGCACUGUGAGUCGGCGAGACCCUAUGCGCAGCCGCAGCCCGGCGUGGGCAACGCCAACGGCCCCAUCCUCCAGGAGGAGCCCAAGAGCAGCGUCAACGUCUACCAGCUCUCGUUUGGCACCGUCUGCGGCCUGUGCGCUGGCAUCUUUAUCAAGAAGGGCGCCAAGGCGAUUGCGUUCCUGCUGGGCGGCGUCUACAUCCUGCUCCAGUACCUCAACACGCAGCGCCUGGUGAGCGUCAACUGGUCGGCGAUCGGCAACCGAUACGACCGGCUGGUCAACGGCGCUGCGGGCGGCGAGGCCGGCAGCUCGUCUGCGACGGGCUACGCUGGCAGCACGGCGCAGCGCCUCUGGAACCGUACCACGCACUUUCUCAUGGCCGACUUCCAGCCCCGCGCCACGUUCAUGGCCGGUCUGCUCCUCGGCCUGCGCCUGGGUUAG